AUGGGGGAAGAUUUGGUAAGGAAAUGGAAAGGGUUUUCCCUUACUGAGCAGGAAAGGAAGGAGAUGAUUCUUUCACAUAAUACAAUGGAUAAUGCGGUGAAGCAUGGGAAAUUCUGUCUUUUGGCUAUGAUUAUUACCAAUAAACCUAUCAAUAAGGAAGCCUUUAAGAACACAAUGACUAAAGUAUGGAGGAAUGAAGGUUGGAUACAAUACUCAGAGGUAGGAACCAAUAAAUUUCUUAUUGAGUUCAAUAAAGAUGAAGACAGGCAACAUGUGAUGAAAGGUAGGCCAUGGUCCUUUGAUAGGUGGUUACUGUGUUUACAAGCUUUUGAAGGCCACAUGUCUAUCAAUGAAGUUCAUUUCAACCGGGAGGAGUUUUGGCUCCAAGUGCACAACAUGCCACUUGCAAGUAUGACACUAAAGGUUGGUAACCAGGUUGGAGGUAAUGUGGGAAGGGUGAUAAAAGUUCAGACAGAUACGAGAGGUAUAGGGUGGGGUAAGUUUUUGAGAAUAAGAGUUGAAGUUGAUAUAACAAAAGUCUUAAUGAGGGGCAUGUUUUUAACUAUUGAUGGAAGAAAGACAUGGGUUACUUUUAAAUAUGAGAGGCUCCCCAUUUUCUGCCUCAGAUGUGGAGUGAUUAAGCAUGUUGGUAAAAUCUGCCCACAAGAUUCAAAUGGCUCAAGUCAGAACCAAUAUGGAGCCUGGUUGAGAGCAACAGCAGCAAGAGAAGACAAUUUUAAUCAGAAGAGAUAUGUCCUAAAUCAAAAUCAGCAGGAUGGUGAUGAACACUACAUAUGA
Juglans regia (Persian walnut) is the source of this 798-nucleotide messenger RNA. RefSeq lists its product as uncharacterized. Lineage: Eukaryota; Viridiplantae; Streptophyta; Magnoliopsida; Fagales; Juglandaceae. The transcript has a single exon. Bases 1 to 798 code for a protein of 265 amino acids. The record is from RefSeq and is a predicted model, not a curated record.